Messenger RNA from Spirometra erinaceieuropaei, 225 nucleotides. The record is from the annotation of a GenBank genome assembly. NCBI's taxonomy places the organism in Eukaryota, Metazoa, Platyhelminthes, Cestoda, Diphyllobothriidea, Diphyllobothriidae.
AUGCACCUGGUGCGUCAUCUUCAUGACGUCCUGAUGGCGCCCGUCACGGACAAGGGGACAGUCUCCGAUGCGCUUGCAGUGGCCAGUGAAUUGAAGCAGGGCUGCGUACUCACUCCCACCCUCUUCAGUCUCAUGUCCUCUGCCAUGCUGAUGGAUGCCUGCCGUAAUGAGCGUUCUAUUACCAGCGUCUUCUACAAGAUCGACCGCCAGUUUCUCAAUACCUGA